This is a messenger RNA of Lactuca sativa (garden lettuce), 399 nucleotides long. The record is from RefSeq and is a predicted model, not a curated record. NCBI's taxonomy places the organism in Eukaryota, Viridiplantae, Streptophyta, Magnoliopsida, Asterales, Asteraceae.
AUGAGUGAUCUUGGACCAUUAUUAUAUUACCUGGGAAGUGAAGUGCUUCAAGAAAAAGGAGGGAUUUCCUUAAAACAAUCAUGGUAUGUGAAAGUUAUUCUUGAAAAAACAAGAAUGCUGGAUUAUAACAUGUGUAAGAGUCCAAUGGAGCCUAAGGUGGAAUUAUCCAACGACGAAUAUGGUGAACUAGUUGACACCACUGAAUAUCGAAGCAUCAUUGGAGGUUUGAGGUACUUCACAAACACCAAGAUGGAUAUCUCAUACGCCAUAGGAAUGAUAAGUAGAUAUAUGGAUCAUCCUACUAUCAAACAUAUGCAAGUGAUAAAGCAUAUACUUAGGUAUAUUAAAGGUACAACGGAUUAUGGGUUAGCUUAUGUCACAUUUAGCAUUUUUGGCUAG